Podarcis muralis (Common wall lizard) is the source of this 1226-nucleotide messenger RNA. Lineage: Eukaryota; Metazoa; Chordata; Lepidosauria; Squamata; Lacertidae. The record is from RefSeq and is a predicted model, not a curated record.
UGGUAUUGGCCUUCCUCCAAACUCUCCACUAACCUCAAAUAUUUCUGAACUGAUAAGCCAGUAUAAGUCCCACGGCUUCAUGGAUGUCUUGCAUGACAAGUGGUACAAGGUUGUACCGUGUGGGAAAAGAAGCUUUGCUGUGACAGAGACACUGCAGAUGGGCAUCAAGCACUUUUCUGGACUCUUUGUGAUGCUAUGCAUUGGGUUUGGCUUGUCAAUUCUCACUACUAUUGGAGAGCACAUCGUGUACAGGCUGGUGAUCCCACGAAUCAAAAAGAAAUCCAAGCUGAGAUACUGGCUUCAUACAAGUCAGAGAUUGCACCGUGCUCUAAAUAGUUCAUUUAUUGAAGACAAACACCAGCCUAAAGCAAAGCGAGUUGAAAAGAGGUCCAACGCAGGGAACAGCCAGCAUUCAGUCUGGAACACAGCCAGCCCAAGCAACUGCCUUCGGAAGAAAUACAUCUGCAGUGAAGAGAGCCAAAACGAAGUGGUGCUUAAGCAGCAACAGUCGCCACAACAGCAGCAGCAGCAAGACAUCCCUCUCCCCCUCCUGACGAGAGACUCCCCAGCAUCGCUGACCACAAACGGGAAAGCGGACUCCCUCAACGUGGCCAGGACCUCUGUGAUCCAAGAGCUCUCUGAGCUGGAGAAGCAGAUUCAGGUUAUCAAGCAGGAACUGCAGUUGGCCAUGAGCAGGAAACUGGAGCUGGAAGAGUUUCAGAGGACAAACAGGACUGCGGAGCCCUAAGUGGCUGGGCUCCGGCCCUCACAAGCCCUCUCUUCCCUGUAACUAUUCAUAAUGCACUUUUCUUUCUUUCUCUCUCUUUUUUUUGUAAUGCCAGAAAGCAGCACCGGAAUCAACAAGCAAUACGGCUGCUUCCUGCAAAACCAGCAUUUUUUUGCAGAAGGCGCCAGCACCCUUGGUUCCCUCUUCCGGGAACAUUUCAAAGAGGCAACGGCUCCGUGGGAAAACUUCGCCCUCCAUCUGAAGAAGGGUUGACCCUCAGGCUGCAGGAAAUGCUUCCAAGCCUCUGGGGGACUCUUCCAAGCAUCCAGAACACACAGCUCCCUGGUUUUCUUCUUGCCACGCUCUCAAAUGGAAUCCCCACUUUUUAGCCCUUUCUGUGCUUUUUAUUUUAUUUUUUGAAAGACUUAAAAUGAUGAUUCAGAUUUGUGCGUCCUAGUGGUGCUUUGUUUGGAGUUUGCUAGUGGAAUUUGUUACGGCC